Messenger RNA from Calidris pugnax (ruff), 2574 nucleotides. RefSeq names its product SRP receptor alpha subunit (gene SRPRA). Gene Ontology annotation, molecular function: ATP hydrolysis activity; signal recognition particle binding; GTPase activity. Lineage: Eukaryota; Metazoa; Chordata; Aves; Charadriiformes; Scolopacidae. Gene Ontology annotation, cellular component: signal recognition particle receptor complex; endoplasmic reticulum membrane. The record is from RefSeq and is a predicted model, not a curated record. Bases 46 to 1869 code for a protein of 607 amino acids. Gene Ontology annotation, biological process: SRP-dependent cotranslational protein targeting to membrane. The transcript is spliced from 13 exons.
CAGGGAUUAUAUGGGUGUCUCCUCGCUGCUGGCGACCCCCUCGCGAUGGUUUUUCUCCCCCAGGAGCGAGGGGGCAACAACUCCUUCACCCAUGAGGCCCUCACGCUCAAGUACAAACUGGACAACCAGUUUGAGCUGGUGUUUGUGGUGGGGUUUCAGAAGAUCCUGACUCUAACCUACGUCGACAAGUUGAUAGACGACGUUCAUAAGGAGUUCAGGGACAAGUAUCGCAAUGAGUUCCAGCAGAAAGGCACCCUGGGCCUCCUAAAUGGCACCUUUGAUUUUAAAGAUGACUUCAUGCGUCUCCUCCGGGAUGCAGAGGAGAGCAGUAAAGUCCGAGCUCCCACGGUGAUGAAGACGUUUGAGCAGUCUCUCAAGUCCCAGAAGACUGUCAAGUGUAUGAUAGAAACCCGAGGGGAGAAACCAAAGGAGAAAGUCAAGAACAAGAAGAACAAAGGUUCCAAAAAAGAGGGAAUUGAAGCUGUUACAGCGCCUGGUAAAGCAUCUGCUGGUGACAAGCAGCCCUCCGCAGCCGGGGAGAAGGAGGAGCUGACCAAGGAUGAAAUCCUGCAGAAGAACCGGGAGGAAUUCUUCAAGAGACACAUGAAAGCCGGGGAGAAGUCCAGAUCUCCAAAGCCCGAGGCGCAGAAGGAGAAGGGGAAGAAGCCCCGAGUGUGGGAUCUGGGGAACUCUAAUGCCAAAGUACUCGAUUACAGUAACUCUGCCACCAACGGCAGCGCGGAGGCUUGUCCCGUGGAGGAAUUUGACCCUGACAUAGCCCUGGGGGAUCGAAAUCGUGAGCCCGGCCGCCUCUACGACCUUGAGUACGAAAGCGAUGAUGAAGCUGAAGAGGAGAAGGUUAUUCAGAACCCUUCGAAACCCAGUGCGAAGAAGGGUGGGCUGGGGGGCAUGUUUGGCAUGCUGAAAGGCCUGGUGGGCUCCAAGAGCUUGACAAGAGAGGACAUGGACCCCGUACUGGAGAAGAUGAAGGAUCACUUGAUCGCAAAAAACGUGGCAGCUGAGAUUGCGGUGCAGCUCUGUGAGUCGGUGGCUAAGAAACUGGAAGGGAAGGUGAUGGGAACGUUCACCACGGUGACCUCGACGGUGAAGCAGGCCCUGCAGGAAGCUCUCGUGCAGAUCCUGCAGCCCCAGCGCCGCGUGGACGUCCUCCGUGAUGUCAUGGAUGCUCAGCGCCAUCGCCGACCCUACGUAGUCACUUUCUGUGGCGUCAACGGUGUCGGGAAGUCCACCAACCUGGCCAAGAUCUCCUUCUGGCUCAUCGAGAAUGGUUUCAGUGUCCUCAUCGCCGCCUGCGACACCUUCCGCGCAGGAGCGGUGGAGCAGCUCCGCACCCACACCCGUCGCCUCAACGCCCUGCACCCUCCGGAGAGCCACGGCGGGAGGACCAUGGUGCAGCUCUACGAGAAGGGCUACGGCAAGGACGCCGCGGGGAUCGCCAUGGAGGCCAUCUCCUACGCCCGGAACCAGGGCUUCGACGUGGUGCUGGUGGACACGGCGGGCCGCAUGCAGGACAACGCUCCUUUGAUGACGGCGUUGGCCAAACUCAUUGCCGUCAAUGCUCCUGACCUGGUGCUGUUCGUUGGGGAAGCUCUGGUGGGAAACGAGGCUGUGGAUCAGCUGGUCAAGUUCAACAAAGCGCUGGCUGAUCAUUCCAUGGCCCAGACGCCGCGCCUCAUCGACGGGAUUGUCCUCACCAAGUUCGAUACCAUCGAUGACAAGGUCGGUGCUGCCAUCUCCAUGACCUACAUCACGAGCAAGCCCAUCGUUUUUGUCGGUACUGGACAAACUUACUGUGAUCUGCGAAGCCUUAACGCCAAGGCCGUGGUCGCAGCGCUCAUGAAGGCCUAAAAAAACCCACACAAUCCCACCAAAUCGCCGCUCGCAGAUGUCUGAGAAGAACAUGCUUUACCCCGUUACCGACUAGUCUUUCCUGUGUAGUGCAGAACAGAAGGAGGGGACACAGGCGCGAAGGGGUUUGGUUUUUUGGAUAAAACCCCAUUUUAUCCAGCCAAACCCCUUCCCCUGGCUUGCUUCCUUCUGUAUCGGCGACGCAGGCUCCCUCCCGGGGAGGCUGAAGCCAGAGCUUUGUAUUGUUCUUGCUGCACGGGGUGGGGAGGGCAGCACAAGGACCUGCUGUGCUUUUCAGGGGAUUUGAAGGCUUUUUUUUUUUGUUUGUUUUGAGCUGCUUUUGAUUUUUAGAUGAGUUUAGGGAGGACAUGGGAGCGACUUCUGUCAGGGGUGAGCAGGAAAGGCGCUGCUUUGCGGCAGCGCUGGAAGAUCUCUUAAUGUCACGGCUCGUGGCAGCUCCACCCAAGCUGAUCAACCAAAACUGCCCGGGGGGCUGGAGGGGGAGAUGCUAAAUUGCCUUAAGGUCCCUGUUUCUGUUGUCACCAGAGCAGGGCACCUGGACAUGGCACAUCUGGGCAGGAGCCGGGGGGCUGUGACAGCUUGGUCCCACAGUGGUGGCUGGAUGAGGACGGCACCGUGCUCCUGCCCACAGUGUUAUUUGCUAGUAAAAAAGUGAAAAAAAAAAAAAAAAAAACAAAAAAAAAG